GCCAACAGUAUUUAUGAUAAUCCUACACCUGAAACAACCGAGGCGAUUCAGAAGACAGAAAGUACAAUCAACCCAGUCCCGAUGUCCUUCCCAGCCAUCCUCCGGAAUCCCAAGCUCUCAGACCGCCUCACACACCUCCGAGAAAGCUCAACAUCGCAUAUAUUAGGAGAUAAACCAACCGUUGCUUCUCACAAGAGAUCUCAUGAAGAUAAGGAGGGCAAACGAUGGGUACGGAGGAGGGAGAACGCGCGGUUUGCAAAUAACCCGCAUGUCGUGCAAGCUGCGAGUAGGGAUGCGCAGAUUGACCCGCCCACAGCGCGUCGGACGUUCGUGAGUGCCAGCCCAGACUCAUGCAUCCCGGUGAAUCAAUUGCAUGCGCGUCGCACGGGGUCCUGAGUGACAAUGACAUGUGAAUGGGACAUUCUGCACGGCAAACGUGACAAAGCGUAGAACUCAACUGCACACAUAAGAAACUGGGUACUGUAUUAGAGACCCUAUACAAGCAUUGUGAAAAGAUGGCGGAAUCCAUCACAUGCUCCUGGACCGCAAAACACUUGCUUCAGAUCGCCGAGACACAGGUCAAAUAGACAUGACUCGCCGCUCGACACGAAUGAAACGGAAGGUCCAAAUUACAAAAAGCAACUGGCUCUGACGCGUCCGCGACGCAUUUCGUGCUUUCCCUUCAAUUCGUAUUCAGGACUGUUCUAACCUGCAACUAUCUGGCAGUUCCUCACAUAU
Molecule: messenger RNA, 738 nt
Organism: Fomitiporia mediterranea MF3/22
Lineage: Eukaryota; Fungi; Basidiomycota; Agaricomycetes; Hymenochaetales; Hymenochaetaceae
Exons: 2
Coding region: 82-396 (104 amino acids)
Source: RefSeq, a predicted model, not a curated record